AGUGUUGGGCCGCACACGUGGUUGAUCGGGCAGCGCUGUCAGAUGAGGCUGGUGGACCGGCUACGAGGGCUGGUUUCUGUGAUGGCCUGUCAGCCGCCGGUUACAGACAUGGCUGCUAAAGUGAUGAAGCUGCCUGGCGGAGCCACUGGCUGCAGGAACGGGCCGGACAAGGAUUUCAAGGGUUGGAAAGAAAUCUUAAAUACCUCUGUGGGUGUCCUACAACAAGGAGGAGUGAUCGGCGUGCCCACUGACACCAUCUAUGGAAUCGCAUGCCUGGCACAGAGUCCUCAGUCCAUUAGGAACAUUUAUAAUGUGAAAGGACGUAAUGGGACCAAACCGAUGGCUAUCUGUGUUGGUGCCAUUGAGGACAUUUAUAAAUAUUGCCAGGUUAAUGUCCCUGACCAGUUACUGCGGGAUUUAUUGCCUGGGCCAGUUACUUUGGUGAUGGAGAGAUCUGAUGAACUUAAUAAGGAGCUGAAUCCUUACACUUCAUUGGUAGGUGUUCGUAUACCAGAUCAUGCAUUUAUCAGACAACUGGCACAGAUCUGCUCUGAGCCAUUGGCACUGACUAGUGCGAACAUCAGCACCCAGCCGAGCACAUUGUCAGUUGAGGAGUUUAAAGACCUGUGGCCCCUAUUGUCUCUAGUAGUGGACGGAGGGCCUAUUGGAGACGUGUCCAGUCCAGAAUGCAGAUUAGGAUCAACAGUAAUGGAUCUUUCUGUUUCCGGGAAGUUUACCAUCAUCAGACCUGGAUGCGCUCUGAUUCCAACAUUGGAGAUCCUGAAGAACAAAUACGGCUUGUCAUCUGCGUCCUAACAUCCUCUCUGCUGGGCAGACUGAGAGAGAAUCCAUGUGGUGACAAGAAGCCAAUACACAUUUGAUGUCACAGGCUGCAAGUACUGGUGAAAAGCGGUUGCCUGAAAACCGUGGCAUGUCUUAGUAGACGUUUUAAUACGUGGGACCUUUUAAUACUUUCCACGAGAAGGAAACUUUGAACACACUAGGAAAAUGAAUUAUUUAUUUGAAAGACACACUGUUACAUUGAUUACCUGUUUUUCACCUUUAAUGUUAAAAGGAAGUAGAACAGUGUCCAAGUCAUUGUUUUCUACAGGUGUAUGCUUUGCUUUUAAAGGGCUAGACAAGUGUAUUUUUUCACUGAUAUUAUGCCUGCAUAUCCCAUCAUGUCGACAGAUCUAAUAUCCUUCAGAAGAGUAGGUUGUCCACUUCACUUCUGUGGUUACAACCGGUUGUUUAUUCAGUAGAUGUUAAAGCAUCUACAGACGACCCAUUCAUGAUGCAACAGCUUUUAAUGUCUACUGAAUAAAGGACUAUUUGUAACCACAGAAGUGCAGUGUUAUUGACCCCUAAACUUUUUUUUGAUCACCUGUAUGUGAAUAUUCUGUUUAAUCACUUGGGGUCACUUGGUUUAAUCACGUGACUGCUUUCUUAUCUGUCCACUGUCCAACCGCAUCCUCUUCUGUGCAGGUGCUGAACAGUAGUUGAACCUGUCCAGCGACUACAUGUAGCCAUGGAUGGGUAAGUGGUCUCGUGAUUAAACCACAUGACUGCCGCCAUUUUGGUUCCUAUGGCUUCCACGAUGGACAGUCAGCCUUGUGAACACAAAAGGUACGCAUGUGCAUAAUGUUGCACAGCAUGGAUUGCGUGCCCGUUUAGCCUUCAUUUUCAGUCGGACCAUUCCCUCUGACCAGAGAGAAGCCCCCUAUAAGUGACUCAUUAGAGCAUCACACAUUACACUAAUCAAUGCAAUGCUCUUCUGUGGUCAUCUUUAUCUACGCCGAUCAAUAGAGCUGUCCAACUGUUAUCCCAAUUCUACUCCUAGAUUUAUCAUGACGAUUACACUGGAGAUAACAACCCCUUCCCUUCAAAGCAGCCAUUUUCUGUGCAUAUUGAGUUUAAGAAAAAUAACCCUUUCUGUUGGAAGUGUCCCUUCAAGGAUUUUUUUGUCUUAUGAUUUUAAAAAGUAAAAUUUCUUUAAAUAAAAUAAAAGCUGUCAAAACUCCUUUCAACAUUGGGAUUGUCACUUUUAUGCAUUUUCUUUACUGCUAAACCUUGUAGGUGUUGAAUAUUACAUUUGUACCCAAAAGUGCGAACACUAUGUCCUGACUGCAUGCAGGUAAAUAUUGAGUAGGAUGUAGCGUUCGCACAAGCACCGCAGCCCCCUCAAACAGCUGAUGGGCAGUGCUGUUAGCAGUCUGACCCCCACCAAUUUGAUAUUAUGUGAUGAAACUGAACAACCCCUUUAACUGUGAAAACAAAGUUUAAUCGCUAUGAUGUCUGGUAUGCCCGCCUUUAAUAAAUCA
Messenger RNA from Bufo bufo (common toad), 2321 nucleotides. It is a transcript of the gene YRDC, whose product is annotated as yrdC N6-threonylcarbamoyltransferase domain containing. The coding region runs from base 43 to 816 and encodes 257 amino acids. The transcript is spliced from 6 exons. The record is from RefSeq and is a predicted model, not a curated record. Lineage: Eukaryota; Metazoa; Chordata; Amphibia; Anura; Bufonidae. Gene Ontology annotation, cellular component: cytoplasm. Gene Ontology annotation, molecular function: tRNA binding; double-stranded RNA binding; nucleotidyltransferase activity. Gene Ontology annotation, biological process: regulation of translational fidelity.